Trypanosoma brucei brucei TREU927 is the source of this 267-nucleotide messenger RNA. RefSeq lists its product as hypothetical. The transcript has a single exon. Lineage: Eukaryota; Euglenozoa; Kinetoplastea; Trypanosomatida; Trypanosomatidae. The coding region runs from base 1 to 267 and encodes 88 amino acids. The record is from RefSeq and is a predicted model, not a curated record.
AUGGGAAAGCAAAAGAAGCGGCUUCCAAAGCAAAAGCGGAAAGUCCCUAUGGCAGAGCGCUCCCGUAAGCUAACAAAAAAGGGAAAACUUAAACGCCGACGCGGUGACCUGAAAAUGGUCCACAAUCUCGAUGUCAGUUUCCCCGUGAAGCAAAAGAAAGGUGGAAAGUGGGUGAGAACGGGUGAGCGCCGCUGCAACGUACACACGGUUUGCAAUUGUGUUAACCGCACGGAUCCCACCAAAAUGGCACGAGUGACGAAUCGUUGA